This is a messenger RNA of Brassica napus (rape), 516 nucleotides long. RefSeq lists its product as uncharacterized. The coding region runs from base 1 to 516 and encodes 171 amino acids. The transcript is spliced from 4 exons. The record is from RefSeq and is a predicted model, not a curated record. Lineage: Eukaryota; Viridiplantae; Streptophyta; Magnoliopsida; Brassicales; Brassicaceae.
AUGGUUGUUGCUAAAAUUGAGGCCAUUGAUUUGGACAAACCAUGGUACUACACUGCCUGCAAUUCUUGCAAAAGAAAAAUGGCCAGACAAGGAGAUGGUUUUGAGGGAAACGUGCAACAUCUUCAACAUAACCCUAUAUACAACUGCAAAACAUGCAACAAGGAUUUUGAACAUGCUAUUCACUGUUACUAUUUGGUUGUACGUAUCUCUGAUGACUCAAAGGGAGAAGCCAAGUUUUUGCUUUUCAACAAUAUUCCGGAGAGGCUCAUUAGGAGACCUGUGUUUGAGUUAGUCCAAGAGGCUGCUCAGGAAAAUCCACAUUUUCUACAUCAAUCUCUAACUGAUUUGAUUGUGAGAAAACUUCUAUUUAAGAUCACUAUCGGAACUUAUGGUCAACAAGAACAGAAUUCAGCAUAUGUUGUUGAUUUAGUGAUUGAUGAUCCAGACAUAAUUCAACACUUUGAUCCACAUCCGCAUUUUGUGAUUUUUAAUGAUUAUGAGUCGGAAGAGGACUGA